This is a messenger RNA of Aspergillus oryzae RIB40, 1092 nucleotides long. Its product is annotated as glycoside hydrolase family 28 protein. Gene Ontology annotation, molecular function: polygalacturonase activity. NCBI's taxonomy places the organism in Eukaryota, Fungi, Ascomycota, Eurotiomycetes, Eurotiales, Aspergillaceae. The record is from RefSeq and is a predicted model, not a curated record. Bases 1 to 1092 code for a protein of 363 amino acids. Gene Ontology annotation, cellular component: extracellular region. The transcript has 3 exons. Gene Ontology annotation, biological process: pectin catabolic process.
AUGCAGCUUCUUCAAUCUUCCGUCAUUGCCGCUACUGUCGGCGCUGCGCUGGUCGCCGCAGUCCCAGUAGAACUCAAAGCCCGCGACUCCUGUACUUUCACCUCGGCUGCCGACGCUAAGUCGGGCAAGACCUCUUGCUCAACCAUCACUCUGAGCAACAUCGAGGUUCCCGCUGGUGAAACCCUUGAUCUGACCGGUCUCAACGAUGGCACCACUGUCAUCUUCUCGGGUGAGACCACUUUCGGCUACAAGGAGUGGGAGGGUCCUCUCAUCUCCGUGUCCGGAACCAACAUCAAAGUCCAACAGGCAUCCGGUGCCAAGAUUGACGGAGACGGAUCCCGCUGGUGGGAUGGCAAGGGUGGCAAUGGUGGAAAGACAAAGCCCAAGUUCUUCUACGCCCACAAGCUGGACUCCUCUUCCAUCACCGGCCUCCAGAUCUACAACACCCCCGUCCAGGGCUUCAGCAUCCAGUCGGACAACCUGAACAUCACUGAUGUUACCAUCGAUAACUCCGCUGGUACCGCAGAGGGCCACAACACCGACGCCUUCGAUGUCGGCUCUAGCACCUACAUCAACAUUGACGGUGCCACCGUGUACAACCAGGAUGACUGUCUCGCCAUCAACUCUGGAUCGCACAUCACUUUCACCAACGGCUACUGUGACGGUGGCCAUGGUCUCUCCAUCGGUUCGGUCGGUGGUCGUAGCGACAACACCGUCGAAGACGUGACCAUCUCCAACUCCAAGGUUGUCAACUCCCAGAAUGGUGUCCGUAUCAAGACCGUCUACGAUGCCACCGGUACCGUCUCCAACGUCAAGUUCGAGGAUAUCACUCUUUCCGGUAUUACCAAGUACGGACUCAUCGUUGAGCAGGAUUACGAGAACGGCAGCCCCACUGGUACCCCUACCAACGGUAUCAAGGUCUCUGAUAUCACCUUCGACAAGGUUACCGGUACCGUUGAGAGCGACGCUACUGACAUCUACAUUCUCUGUGGAUCUGGCAGCUGCACUGACUGGACCUGGUCCGGUGUUUCCAUCACUGGUGGUAAGACUAGCUCCAAGUGCGAGAACGUUUCUACUGGUGCUUCUUGUUAA